Molecule: messenger RNA, 1474 nt
Organism: Stegostoma tigrinum
Lineage: Eukaryota; Metazoa; Chordata; Chondrichthyes; Orectolobiformes; Stegostomatidae
Product: beta-2-glycoprotein 1-like
Exons: 8
Coding region: 97-1146 (349 amino acids)
Source: RefSeq, a predicted model, not a curated record
UGGUCAGGUCAGACUUUCAGAGCAUAGUAAUCCCCUUAGCUGCAGCAACAUCUCACUUUGUGUUCUCAGCAACUCAGCCUAUGAGAAUCCUGGAAAAUGAUGACCAAGUAUUUCCUCCUUGUUUUAGUUUCUCAGUUUUAUUUUUGCAAAUGCGUUUUGACAGCAUGUGGCAGACCACCAGAGGUCAACAAUGCGAAUGUCAUGAGUGGAAAAACAGUGUAUGAACCUGGAGAAGAGGCAGCAUAUUUCUGUCGACCUGGGUACAUAGGGCAAGGUUUCAAUAAGUUGGUGUGUCCAAAGGGUGGAGUUUGGGAAAGACCCAGAAUCAAGUGUGUGCCAAGAUCUUGUCAUGUGCCAAAACUGCUGGAAAAUGGAGAGAUGCAUGCAACGGAAUUAACAUUUGGGAAACAAGUCUACUACAGCUGCAAUGUAGGGUACAUGCUUAGAGGAUUAAACCACAGCACCUGUUUGCAUGAUGGGACAUGGAGUGAUCAGCAUCAAUUCUGUGAACCUGUGCAAUGUCCACCCCCAAAUCCACCAGAAAAUGGAACAGUGCGUUUUCAAACCACAGGCCAUCCGACCAAGGUGUCUGUCUUUGGAGAUAUGAUUAUCUACGCGUGCAAAGAACGUUUGGCUUUAAUUGGAAAUGAAACAGGCUUUUGCUUGGCCAAUGGAAAAUGGACAAAUGCACCUCAGUGCAAAGAAGUGAAAUGCGGAAUGCCACCAAAAAUAGUAAAUGGAUUUAUGGUAUUUGCAAUCAAAAGAAGAUAUAACUACAGGGAGACUGUUGAUUAUGGCUGUGUUGAAAAUUACAUUUUGGAUGGUUCGAUGACAAUCACAUGUGAGAAGACAGGAAACUGGACUGAAAAGCCCACGUGCCGAGCUCCAUGUAUUCUACCUGUGCAGAGAGCGCGUAUAUUCUAUAAUGGAAGAAAGAUCUGGAUGGGUGAACUUCCAAACAGGAGAAUAUUACACAAAGAAAGAGUGUAUUUUUACUGCAAAGACAAAGAACGAAACUGUGGAUUACCAGUUCCAACUCAGUGUAUAGAUAGCAAAAUUGAAAUUCCUUCAUGCUUUCAAGAACCUUCAAAAUUCACUUAUGCAGUUGCUUAUGGAUCACUUCCAUCAGAAAUUAAACAGUGUUAAUGUUGGAACAAUAGUCAUUCCAGCCAGCAAAAUAUCAUUUACGCUGAAAUAUGAACAAAACUUUGUAAAGUGGUCACAAAUCUUGAUUAGUAACAUUGUUACCAGUAUUAAGUAAACAUACAUUUGUAGCACCUAACGAUUUUGGAAAAGCUAUUACUGAUUUCUUUUCAGACAUCACCAGAUGUGUCAGAUGUAGUAUAACACUGCUCAUAAUCAACAGAUGGUGUCAACAUUAAUUUUAAACAGCAUGUAAUUAAUGACAAUAUCCAAAUGAUAUUACUUUUAUUUAUUCCUGUAAUGACAUCAAAUCACUUUGGUUGACAUAUGA